This is a messenger RNA of Ailuropoda melanoleuca (giant panda), 5483 nucleotides long. RefSeq names its product F-box protein 8 (gene FBXO8). Gene Ontology annotation, biological process: regulation of ARF protein signal transduction. The transcript is spliced from 6 exons. The record is from RefSeq and is a predicted model, not a curated record. Gene Ontology annotation, molecular function: protein binding; guanyl-nucleotide exchange factor activity. Lineage: Eukaryota; Metazoa; Chordata; Mammalia; Carnivora; Ursidae. The coding region runs from base 271 to 1230 and encodes 319 amino acids.
CCGGCAACAAUAGGAAACGUCAAAAGUCGGACAGUCGGCAGCUCUGGCUGCUGCAGCUUGAGGUACGCUGAGUUCAAGGGGUCCUGUGCUGCUUCUGGUAUUCUCACCGCUGAUACCUCCACCGGCGUGAACAAGUAAAGUUUGAACCGGCUUCUCCAUGGCCUGGGCACCAGUUCCCGGCUGAGCCAUUUUCUUCUUGACUAAAAGCCCCCGCCCAGAGGCCGAUUCGUCGCGGCGGCGGUGGGGAUCGCAGGUCGCUCAGGCUUGCAGAUGGGUCAGGGGCUGUGGAGAGUGGCCAGAAACCAGCAGCUACAGCAAGAAGGUUAUAGUGAGCAAGGCUACCUCAGCAGAGAGCAGAGCAGGAGGAUGGCUGCCAACAACAUUUCUAACACCAGUCAUCGUAAACAAGUCCAAGGAGGCAUUGAUAUAUAUCAUCUUUUGAAGGCACGGAAAUCUAAAGAACAGGAAGGAUUCAUUAAUUUGGAAAUGUUGCCCCCUGAGCUAAGCUUUACCAUCUUGUCCUACCUGAAUGCAACUGACCUCUGCUUAGCUUCAUGUGUUUGGCAGGACCUCGCAAAUGAUGAACUUCUCUGGCAAGGGUUGUGUAAAUCCACUUGGGGUCACUGUUCCAUAUAUAAUAAGAACCCACCUCUAGGAUUUUCUUUCAGAAAAUUGUAUAUGCAGCUGGAUGAAGGCAGCCUCACCUUUAAUGCUAACCCAGAGGAGGGAGUGAACUACUUUAUGUCCAAGGGUAUCCUAGAUGAUUCAUCAAAGGAAAUAGCAAAGUUUAUCUUCUGUACAAGAACACUAAAUUGGAAAAAACUGAGAAUCUAUCUUGAUGAAAGGAGAGAUGUCUUGGAUGACCUUGUAACGUUGCAUAAUUUUAGAAAUCAGUUUUUGCCCAAUGCACUGAGAGAAUUUUUUCGUCAUAUCCAUGCCCCUGAGGAGCGUGGGGAAUAUCUUGAAACUCUCAUAACAAAGUUCUCACAUAGAUUCUGUGCUUGUAAUCCCGAUUUAAUGCGAGAACUUGGCCUUAGUCCUGAUGCUGUCUAUGUACUGUGCUACUCUUUGAUUCUACUUUCCAUUGACCUCACUAGCCCUCAUGUGAAGAAUAAAAUGUCAAAAAGAGAAUUUAUUCGAAAUACCCGUCGUGCUGCUCAAAACAUUAGUGAAGAUUUUGUAGGGCACCUUUAUGACAACAUCUACCUUAUUGGCCAUGUGGCUGCAUAAAAGCACAAUUGCUAGGACUUCAACCAUUAACUUCAAACUAAAGUUACCCAAGGACUUAUUUAGCAGAUAUGGGGGUUACAUUAGUGCUGGUCAUUCUAGCCUCUGUAUACAAUCAAGCUCGAGUGUACACCUUUUUUUCUUUUACUAUUUUCUUUUUUAGUAAUUUCCUUGGGGAACUAAAGAAUUUUACAGAAUUUUUCUUAAUUUCGCUUAUCAUGUUUUGCACAAAGCAGAGCCAUUGUCUGACACAGCUGUUUAAGAAUGUUAAACUGACAUUAUACUCUAAAAGGUGGUGUAUUUGUGCAUUAGAUUUGCUUGAAAAACUACUCAUUUUCAUUCUUUUUUAAAAUACCAUGUAAUGUGUACAUAUUUAACUAAAGAGAUUUAUAAUCAUAAUUAUUUUAUUGUAAAGAUUUUAACUAAAGCCUUUCCUUUUUCUCUCAAACUGAGUUCUGAAAUUUAUUUGAUUCUGAUCUGAGCUUAUUACUGUCUUCAUAAAAAUUGGAUCUGACUUGGAUAAAAACCAAUACCAGUUUCUCCUUCCUUUGAACUUUGAAAAGAAUAUCGAUUUAUUACUAGUAAUAAGCAAAACAGGCACUUAUUUUUAUAAUAUAAAUUCGUCACUUGACUUUCCAUUUUUAAAAAAGUUCUCAGUCAUUUCUCCAUAAGUCCUUUAAACUACUUGAGAUAGCAAAAUGUGUUAAAAUCUAGCAUUCCCAUACAUAGGAACAGAAUGUUAUUAAAACAUAUCUCUUGUAAUUAGUCAAAAUUUACCAUUCUCUUACCUUGAUAAUUUCUGUUUAGAAUCAGUUGAGAAAGGGGUAUUGUGAAAGAAUAAAUUUUCUUCAUUGAUUCAUUCAAAUAUUUACCAAGGACCUUCCGUGUACUAAACACUCCGCUAGGUAGUAGCAAUACUUAGACAUGGGCCCUGCCUUCAGGGAUGUUACAUGAUUGGUAACGAAAGGAAAAAUACUGCUUCUUAGAGAGCAAAUGUAUGAAGCAUAGCUUAAUUAACAAUUUUUUAAUUAUGAAACACAUAGCAUCGAAAUGAUAAAGAACAGUAUAUUUAUAUGAUAAGUCAGAAGUUCCUGGAAAUACUGCUAAGUGAAAAGCCUCAGCUUUGAAAUGAGACACUAUGUGAUGGGUAGCACUGCUAGUUUAGGGGUGCAACUUGGAGGAUUAGAAACUUUUGCUGGAAGUGUACAGUCCCAGCUUCUUUCCACAUCUGGUCCUAAGUAAAUAGUGGUUGGUCAUAUUACAACUACAAGUGAUGUCCUACAGAAUUUUCAAUGACAAGACAUAAGAUAAACAAUUUUGAAAGUCACUUUAGACUGGAAGUAAACAAGUUCUCAGGUCUUGAGGAAAAUACCUAAAUUUUCAUAUUUGCAUAAUUUUGAAUUCCAUGACAAAGUAAUUCUUGGUAAUUUUUAACUUCAAAACUAAUUUAUUGGAAAGUUUCAGAAGACCAACAAUAAUGAUAACAUUUUAUCGUUUCUAUUUUCCCAUGAAUGGCAGGCAUCUUGCCCUGUCUCCUUUUCUUUUUUCUUUUUUCUUUUUUCUUUUUUUUCUAUCCUUUAGGUUCUUUCUACCUCUGUUUUAGCUUUACUCUCUUUUCUUUCCUUCUAUUUCUUUUUUUGUAUCCUCCAUUUCACAGUUUUCCCCUUUUUCCUGUUUUAUGUUUUCCACCCUGACCUGAUUAUAAAUGUAGAUUGGCAGUAUUCUUUUUUUAACAUUUUCUUAUGAAAAUUUUCAAACAUAUAAAAAUUAAAAUAUUUUACAGAGAAUGCAUAUAUAACCACUAUGUAGAUUUUAUAAUUAAAAUAUUACUGCAUUCACUUUAGCACAUAUUUUUCCAUCCCUCUGUCUGUCAGUCAACCUAUCAUUGUUUUAAUACAGGUAAUACAGGUUUCGGACAUCACAGGACACUUUCUUCCUAUAGAAUUGAACUUGUAUAUUGUUAGCUAGAGAUCCACUUUUUAAUUUUUUUUUCUUUAUAGGUAAAAUUUACAUUCAGUGAAAUACGUAAAUGUAAUUAAUGUACUAAUCCAUGAAUCUUAAUAAAUGCAUACACUUGAGUAAACCAAGCCUAUAUCAAGAUAUAUAACUUGACAAAACCUAUUUACAGUUAAUAUUUGCACCACUUCACUUAAAAUAUAGAAACCUUGUAACCAUAUAGGGGUGUUUACCCACUUCCUCCAUUUGUUACAGUUGUCAUAUGAAUUACAGAUAGCAUACAUUACAAACUCCACACUGUAAUAAUAUGCUUUGAGUGGUCAUAUACACUUUAAACAACAGGAAAAACGUUUGUUUAUAUUGACCCACAUUAUCAUUUCUAAUGAUUUUAUUCCUUUCUGAAAAUCUGAGUUUCCUUGUAGUAUCAUUCAUGACAGCCUGAAAAAUAUUAACAUCUAUGACAGUUCAGGUCUGCUGGCAAUUAAUUAUCCAGUUUCCUUUAACAUGAAAAUAUCUUUGUUUUGUUUUCCUUUUUGAAGAAUACUUUUGCUGCGUGUAUAAUUCGCGUUGACACUUUUUUCCCUCCUUUUGCACUUUAAAGAUAGUCCUCUGCUGUCUUUUGGCCUCCAAUGUUUCCAGUAAGAAGUCGAUAUAUCCAAAUCGUUUUCUCCCUGUGUAUAUAAAAAUCCCAUUUUCCUCUGACAGUUCUUUUGUCAAAUAUUCUUCAGUCUCAUUUUUUUCUCCCCUUUUACACAUAUGCUAGAACUUUUGAUAUCAUCUUACAGAUUUUUUUAAAUCUUUUUUUCCUCUCUUCUUCAGUUGGAUUAUUUCUCUUGAUUCUGCUCUGGGUCGCUGACUCUUCUAUAAUCAUUCUUCUUUUAAGCUCAUUCAGUGAACUUUUUUAAUUACUAUACUUUUUGGUUCUAGAAAUUCCUUCAAGUUUUUAUAAUUUAUAUUUCUGUGCUGCUGAGAUUUCCUAUCUUCAUUUACUGCAAGCACAUUUUCCCUUACAAUCUUGAACAUAGUUAAAUAGCUGCUUUAAAUCUUUAUCUGCUCAUUUCAUCUUCUUCAAUUGUCUCUUCUUUUGAGAAUAGAUCACAUUUUCCUGUUUCUUCAUAUGUUAGUAAUUUAAACUUUGUCCUGGACACGGCAAAUAAAAUAUGUAGAAACCCUGUAUUAUGAUACAUUUCUCCAAAGCCUUUUUUUUUUUUUUAAGCUGGAAGUUAACUGGCAGAACUCAGUUGCAAGCUCUUGCUCCCCUGAAGUAGCUCAAAUGUCAGGUCCCUUCUUUAACCUGGAAUCUUUUUUCUGUGUGUACAUACUUCAGAGAGAAGCCAGAGUUUGGGGCACAGUUCAUACACAGAAAUUAGGGCGCUUGCUCUUCUUUACUUGCCAUUAUUUAUCUCUUCAUUUUCUUGCAGUUACUAUUGCCCCAAACUCUGCCCCACGGUUCUUCAAGUCCGUAAAGCGAAAGCUGCUAUGAUGCAGACUGGAGGCCGCCCUCAGGCAAAAGCCAAAAAAUGGGAAAUUCAUCCCACGCUUUUCUCUUCUCCCACGUAUUCUUUUCAAUGUCAGCCUGAAAAAUAUCACUGAGUCAGCCUUUAUUUGGGUUGCUUCCCAUUUCUGUCCUUUGUCCAGAGUUUGUGGUUUUACCUGUUCGAGGGUUGGUCUGAAAGAGCUGCUGGGCCAUCAUUUGACGUAGAAACCUCUUUCCGUGGGCAGCAUUCUUUUUACCACUUUCUGUGCUUACUGAAUAGGGAUUGAUUCCUGGUGUUUUAAAAACUAGGUGACUAUAAAUUUAAAUGUUUAUUUUUUAAAAACCCAUCAUAAUAAACAUUUACUGAAUGCUUAACUCAAUUAGAAAUUCAGUGUUUUCCAGUGGAGGUCCCACUGGUUUUGGGGGAAGGAUGUUCACUAUGGGAAACUGUGCCCUAUAGUAGAGAACAUCAGCAUGCCUGGAUUUUGCCUGCCAGAUGCCAGGAGCAUCCCUCGGUUAUUGUGACAUACAAAUAAUGUUCCCACAUGUUUCCAGUUGCCUGAAGUUAGAAACUAGUGGAACUUCUUUCUGAUAAAACAAAUUUAUCUUUCUAAAACACAGGCUCCUUAUGACACAUCUGUUUAAAGUCCUCAAUGUCUCCCUUUCUACAAAAUUAAUCCUCCUAAGCAUGGCAUAUAAGGCUGUACUAUCUGGGGGCAGCUGGGUGGCUCAGUUGGUUGAGCAUCUGACUCUUGAUUUCGGCUUGGGUCAUGAUCUCAGUGUCCUGGAAUUGAGCUCUGAGUCAGGCUCCAUGCUCAAGUGG